This is a messenger RNA of Gigantopelta aegis, 1089 nucleotides long. RefSeq names its product baculoviral IAP repeat-containing protein 3-like. NCBI's taxonomy places the organism in Eukaryota, Metazoa, Mollusca, Gastropoda, Neomphalida, Peltospiridae. The transcript has a single exon. Bases 1 to 1089 code for a protein of 362 amino acids. The record is from RefSeq and is a predicted model, not a curated record.
AUGGCUAAAAACGGAUACAAACCCGACAGCGAGGCUGCAAAGAUCCAACUGUAUCAGCAAUCGUUUAACGGAUGGCCAGGGAAAGUGUCUGCAGUGAAACUAGCUAUAGCAGGAUUCAGAUACCUGGGACCUGGAGACAAGGUUAUAUGUGACACGUGCGGACUAAAACUCUACAACUGGGAUGGCAGCGAGAAACCCACGGACGUGCACAAGUCUAACUCUCCUCGGUGUGAGUUCAUCAACAAGUGGUUUGGCGGCUCCGUCGUGUCGGAUUCUGUAAGAGUAGCACCAUCAGAGCCGCCUCCUGCUUUCCCGCAGUUCUCAGACAUCAGUUCUCGACUCGACUCCUUUGAAGGUUGGCCCCAAACUAUGACCCAUCAGUCGCCAGCGACUUUAGCUGCAGAGGGGUUCUACUACAUCGGGUCUGCGGACAGAACGUGCUGUUUUCAGUGCGGCAUUCGUCUGAGAGACUGGGAUGGAGAUGAUGACCCGUUCGACUGUCACAAGGAAUAUGCUCCUGGCUGUUCGUUCAUCAAGCGCAGAGAGCGAGAGAGGCAGGGACAGCUGGAGAAGACAGAGAAAACGUCAAAGGAACAAGCUGAGGGUCCAGAAAAUGGGAUCAGUACAUUGACUAUAGGUGAAGCUACAUCGGAUUUCAAAACCAAUAACAAUACGCCAAGUAACGAAGCGACAAACUCAGUGACACCCAAUGUGACAAACACAGUGACACCCAAUGUGUCAAACACAGUGACACCCAAUGUGGCAAACACAGUGACAACCAAUGUGACAAACACAGUGACACCCAAUGAGGCAUCACCCGUCUCGGAAAGGCACACUGAUGUAUUUGAUGCACCAGCAGCCGGCGUAAACGUAGCUGAUGGUGGACAGUCGGAUAAACACAAUGUUGAUGACGACAGUAGAAAUGAUGUCAGUGAUGACGUGGUAAUCGACUGGCAAUGUCCCAAAGUUCUGGCAGUUCUGGAUUAUGGAUGUACUAAGGAGGAAAUUACGAAAGCGUUUAAACAAUAUGGGGGAGAUCAUUUCCGGGAUGCACAAUCAUUGUUGUUAGCCAUAUCGGACGCUUCAUAA